CACACUGCAACUCCUCCUACGCAAACCACCCCAACCUGCACAACCUCUCCUCACCGAACCAAAAUCUCACAGCUUCGCUUCUCUCUCGCCUCCCGAAGAAAAUAGCUAGAGAAAAAAUUCGCGGAUCAAGAAGGAAAAAGAAAAGGAACACUUGAGCUUGUUUGGACUGACAACAAUGGCGGCGAAGCGGCUUCACGACGGCUACGGACAGGAGGACCAGCCCGACGACAAGCGUGUGCGCCGCAUGCCGUCCUUCUCGACGGUGAUCCGUGAGGCCUUGAUGGUGAAGCAGAUGCAGACUCUGUUCGUCGCACUGGAGCCACUUCUCCGUAGAGUGGUGCAGGAGGAGCUCCAGGCAGGUCUCGUGCGCAGCCCGCGUUACAUCGAGAGGAUGUCGCCUGAGACGCCGCCGGCUCAGCCGCCGAUGUGGAAGCUGGCGUUCCGGUUCAAGCCGCAGCUCCCGAUCUUCACCGGGAGCAAGAUCGAGGACGUGAACGGCAACCCACUGGAGAUCAUCCUCGUCGACGUCGACACCGGCGCGCCGGCGACGAUCUCGCAGCCUCUGCGCGUCGAGGUCGUCCCGGUCCUGGGCGACUUCCCGCCGGACGACCGCGAGCACUGGACGGCGGAGGAGUUCCAGCAGAGGGGCAUCGUGAAGGAGCGCUCCGGCAAGCGCCCGCUCCUCACCGGCGACGUCAGCCUCACCAUGCGCGACGGCUGCGUCGUCGUGAACGAGCUCCAGUUCACGGACAACUCCUCCUGGGUUCGCUGCCGCAGGUUCCGCAUCGGCGUCCGCGUCGUGCCGGGCAGCUACGACGGCCCAAGAAUAGGCGAGGCCAUGACCGAGCCCUUCGUCGUCAGAGACCACCGCGGCGAACUGUACAGGAAGCACUACCCUCCCGUUCUUGGCGACGAUGUCUGGAGGCUUGAGAAGAUUGGCAAGGAGGGUGCCUUCCACAGGAAGCUGACGCAGCACAACGUCAGGAACGUGCAGGAGUUCUUGCGGCUGCUCACGGUUAAGCCGGACGAGCUGCGCGCUAUCAUGGGCGACGGCAUGACCGAUCGCAUGUGGGAGGUGACGACGAGCCACGCCAAGAAGUGCGUCCCCGGCGACAAGGUGUACAUGUACAGCACGCAGCACGGCACCGUCUACGUCAACUCCAUCUUCGAGCUCGUGAAGGUCGAGCUCGCCGGCGUGGAGUACCAGCUGCACCAGCUGAACAGGGGUCAGAAGGCGUUCGUGCAUCAGCUGCUGCUGGCGGCGUACGAGCAGCGAAACAACCUCCAAGAGGCCGACGCCAUGGCGCUCCACUGCAACGACGUUCCUCUGCUGCAGAAUGCAGCGGAGAUAACUAUCCCGGCGCUUGGAGACACGCAGCUGUGGAUUCAGAACAGUCUCAACAGCCAAGAAAUCGACUUCCAGGUCGACGAGAUCCCCCAAGCUAACUUUGCGCUUCAGUGGACUGGCCAAAUGUACAACAUUUCAGGCUAAGAACAGUCACUGAUGAACAGUAACUAAGGCUGGGGACUUUAAAAGGUUUCAGAAAUAGGGUGUACAUUGUCUUUUCAAGUUCGCGUCUGUAUAACUGUGUUCAAGUGACACGAAGGUUAAGGGUAGGUGAACAACAGCUUGAGCGGCCCUCACUGUCUCGCAGAGAAUGUGGCCAAUUUGGCCAGCAUCGGCGAGAGCAAGAAGAGGCGAGCAAGUUAAUUCUUUGGUUUAAUUGGUAUCCUUUGUUGCAGUUUUUCUUCUUCGUGUUUAGUCAAGUAGUAGUGUUCUUCUCCCAAAGGUUGCAUUGUUAAUGUUGGGGUGUCGCAACAUGGAGAAGGAGAACAUGUAUGAUGAUAAUGCAGAACCUGUAAGAGCAAACCGGUCGUUCUGCGAUGUUAACAUUUUGCUGAAGUUUUUGUGUCUGUAACAUCAAGUCCCAGUAAAUAAAUAACUCAUUUUUUUUUUGUA
This is a messenger RNA of Oryza sativa Japonica Group (Japanese rice), 1960 nucleotides long. RefSeq names its product protein SAR DEFICIENT 1. Gene Ontology annotation, molecular function: calmodulin binding; sequence-specific DNA binding; DNA-binding transcription factor activity. The record is from RefSeq and is a predicted model, not a curated record. Lineage: Eukaryota; Viridiplantae; Streptophyta; Magnoliopsida; Poales; Poaceae. Gene Ontology annotation, biological process: regulation of salicylic acid biosynthetic process. Gene Ontology annotation, cellular component: nucleus.